UUCGGGCUUUAUAUUUACCUUUCAGAGAUAUGUAAAGUAAAUAUUAGGGAAUGAAUUUUACGACCUACUGUGGGAAUAUAAAAUCGUGCUUCGUGCAUUUUAUUCAUCGAACUCGAGUUUGAAAGAUAUUGCGUUUAAACGAAGACACCUGACUGUAGAGCCUUAGGAUUUCAACGUUUGCAUUUUGUGAGACACAAAUACGAAAGAGAUUUCCAUAAAAUGGAUCAGUUAGGUUCGGAGUUUUCGCAUCUUCAUAUAGCUAAUUUUCCUCAGCCAACUGCAGAGCAGGAUGUUCAUAUGUCUGGUCCUGCUCAGCCUACUCAACAAGUGCCGGACUCAGCACCUAAUCCUGAGAACUUGAUAUUGAUUCAGAAUCAACUCGUUAGGCUGUUGCAUGCUGGCCAAUGUCAGAAAAGAGAACGUCAAGCUGCCGAAGAAGGAGAAUACGUCGCUCCGUGCAUGAUACCACAAUGCAUAAUGAUGAGAGUCAUAUGGAAUCACAUUGGUAAGUGUUGGGAUGGUAAUCAAUGCCCAACUGCGGACUGUGCUUCUUCCAAGCAGUUAAUUUCACAUUGGAAAACAUGCCAGAAUCCAGAUUGUCCUGUUUGUCUUCCUGUGAGGCAAAUCAACGAUUUGCAAAAUAACAGUUAUGCGCCCUCAACAUCGGCCGGUCAUGCAGCAAGUCCGAUAGGCGCGCAGGCAGCUCAAUUCUCUCAAAUGCCCAAAUUACUGUUGGGUUCGGGGCUUCCGAAUUUUCAUAAUAUCGUAUCUUAUCCUCCUGAGCCUGCUUUGCCAAGGCCGGCCACAGCAUCUGAUCCUGAGAAGAGGAGACUGAUUCAGCAACAACUCGUGUUACUAUUGCAUGCUCACCAAUGUCAGAAGAUAGAUAACCGAGCUGCCGAGAACCGAGAACAAUUUCAGUGCCAAUUACCACAUUGCAAAACGAUGAAAAACAUAUUAAAACACAUGCCCACUUGUACGGCCGGUAAACAGUGUCAAAUUGCGCACUGUUCAUCUUCCAAGCAGAUAAUCUCACAUUGGAAACAUUGCGUGCGUCCGGAAUGCCUAGUUUGUGUUCCUUUGAAAGUAGCCAGAGCGCGGGUGUACAGUAAUUUUCUUCAUCGCAUUUAGAUGCAAUCUUAACUUCGGUCGGUUAGCCCGCAAAUCCGCUUGGUACGUAGGCAGCCAACUCAACUACCAUCGAAAGCUUCCCGUUUUGGGUAAUAAAUAUUGUACAAAUUUUUGUUUCAAAUUAAUCAAAUAUGAGUUCAUUUUAUACGUCGUUUUAUACCAAAUAAUAAUAUUAUGAUGUUAUUACAGUAUAAUACACUUAUUCAUAAUUUAUUGGGUAAGUGCUAUUAUAAAUAAGUAUGUAAAUAAAUAAUAAUAAAUAAAUAAAUGUACCUAAAAGUAAAAAAAAUAAUGUCGAGGCUUCUCUCUG
Messenger RNA from Planococcus citri (citrus mealybug), 1441 nucleotides. RefSeq names its product protein cbp-1-like. The record is from RefSeq and is a predicted model, not a curated record. The coding region runs from base 220 to 1131 and encodes 303 amino acids. The transcript has 6 exons. NCBI's taxonomy places the organism in Eukaryota, Metazoa, Arthropoda, Insecta, Hemiptera, Pseudococcidae. Gene Ontology annotation, molecular function: transcription coactivator activity; histone acetyltransferase activity; chromatin DNA binding. Gene Ontology annotation, biological process: positive regulation of transcription by RNA polymerase II. Gene Ontology annotation, cellular component: histone acetyltransferase complex; transcription regulator complex.